This is a messenger RNA of Agrilus planipennis (emerald ash borer), 1322 nucleotides long. RefSeq names its product GTP-binding protein Di-Ras2. Gene Ontology annotation, biological process: signal transduction. Gene Ontology annotation, cellular component: plasma membrane. The transcript has 4 exons. The coding region runs from base 677 to 1267 and encodes 196 amino acids. Gene Ontology annotation, molecular function: GDP binding; GTPase activity; GTP binding. The record is from RefSeq and is a predicted model, not a curated record. Lineage: Eukaryota; Metazoa; Arthropoda; Insecta; Coleoptera; Buprestidae.
CCAUUGUUUUCACCAAUUUUUAAAAUUGCUGAUUUUAUCACAAUAUUGUCUGUAAAUCUAUAAUACACCUUGUUUUAUUCAACCUUCAUUGUUACGAAUUUAUACUUGAACGACGUAACGAAAACAUAUGUUUUUAGGUUAAGCCACACAACACAAAAUAGAAUUCGAUUUUUUGGAGUAUUAAUUGUUAAUUAUUUAUUUCUAUUGGGGUGUAAAUCCCUUACAAAUAAUUUUGUGACUGACCAUACUCGUAUACUUUGACAUUUCGAUCAGAUACGCAUCAAUUGUCAUUGAUUGCGCAUAUACAGAAUGGUUCAUAGUUCAUUGGAAUAGAAUUAUAGAAAUCGUUGAAUAAUAACAAAUUACUAAACAAUUUCUUUUUCUUUUACAAAAAUAACUAAUUAUUUCAUUAAUUUGCAGAAAAAAAAUAAGUUCUGAAUAUGACGACAGGUGACGCAUAAUGACGUAUUGCAUUUAUUAUUUAAAGUGACGUCAAAAUCUGGAAGUGCUUUUUAAAAGAUCAUUCAUAAAGUAAAUUUACGUGUCAGUUCACGUAAAUAAUCAUGUGGCAAGAUUUCUACGAAAUCAAAGAAAUGGAUCAAGAUAACUACAUGGACCUCACAGAACUUGUUUAACCUCUUUCUUCCAGUCAUAUGAAAUUUUGGAUUUUUUAAAAAUGCCGGAGCAAAGCAACGAUUAUCGUGUGGUUGUAUUUGGAGCCGGUGGUGUUGGCAAAAGUUCGUUGGUGCUAAGAUUUGUAAAAGGCACUUUUCGCGAAAGUUACAUUCCAACGAUUGAAGAUACUUAUCGCCAAGUCAUAAGCUGCAAUAAAAACAUCUGUACAUUACAAAUAACAGAUACAACAGGGUCUCAUCAGUUUCCUGCUAUGCAGAGACUGUCCAUUAGUAAAGGACAUGCAUUCAUUUUGGUUUAUUCAGUGUCAAGUCGACAAAGCCUUGAAGAACUCAGACCAAUUUAUGACCUCAUUCGUGAAAUAAAAGGGGCUGAACUUCCCAACAUACCAAUUAUGUUGGUGGGAAAUAAAUGUGAUGAAAGUGCAGAACUGAGGGAGGUGACUACAUCAGAAGGACAGGCUGAAGCAGCAGCUUGGGCAGUUAAUUUCAUGGAAACAUCAGCCAAAACAAAUCAUAAUGUGAAGCAGCUGUUCCAGGAACUGUUGAAUAUGGAGAAGACACGCAAUGUCAGUUUACAAGUAACAAAUAAGACGACAAGUCGGGUAGCAAAAGAUAAGUGUGACCUUAUGUAAUUCCAAAAUAUUUUAAAAGUUAAAUUUUUACGCGAUUUUUAUCACAAAAAAAAAA